Molecule: messenger RNA, 1255 nt
Organism: Rubroshorea leprosula
Lineage: Eukaryota; Viridiplantae; Streptophyta; Magnoliopsida; Malvales; Dipterocarpaceae
Source: the annotation of a GenBank genome assembly
UUUGGUUUUUUCUUUCCCCUUUUUGGAAUGGUACCAUGUGCAAAAGGAAAUACAUGGAAGGUGGGGUGGAAAGCUUGCUACUUUUUUUAUUAUUUUUUUCCCAGAAAAAUAAAAUUUUCCGGGGAAACAAACAAAUGAUACAGCAGCACCACAAAUCUUGCACGCCUUCUUCUAACCCUGAUUAGCUGCUUUUGUCUUCCCCCCAUCCAUCUGCUGCAAACAUCACUUCCUCGGCCUUCUACCCAGCAAUGGCGAUGGCGGACCAUGAUCUAACUACACAUCUCCUCUCUCCCCGCGCUUCUGAUGAACCCCAAACCAUCCUCACCGUCCAUGAUGAUGACUCCGUCUCCAAGCCAUCUGAUCCAACAACAGGUCAACCGCUUCCUCUCAGAAACGGCUAUCAUCAUCAUCAUCGGAAUCACAAUCACAAGAAGAACGACUUCUCUCAAGCUAACCACAUCAGUGACGCCAAUUCUUCUUGUAACCCAUAUGAGUUUAUUGGGUCAACCGGGUUAUCGGUGCCCGAGACUACCGCGGUGGAUCCGUUUCGAAACGGGACGCCUCGGAUUGAAGGGGUUUAUGAAGUCAUGAAGAUUGUGGUGUGUUUGCCGAUUGUUUUUGUGAGGUUGGUGCUCUUUGGGUUGUGUUUGGCUGUGGGUUAUGUCUCCACCAGGUUGGCAUUGGAGGGUUGGAAAGACAAGCAGAACCCAAUGCCCAAAUGGAGGUGUAGAAUCAUGUGGGUAACUAGAAUUUGUGCUCGUCUCAUCCUCUUCUCUUUUGGGUAAGUCGGAUUUGCCUACUUGUUUUUUCUUCUCUUUAGUUUGUUUCAUAAAUCUGGAUUUCUUCUUUUUUUGCAGAAUUCUUUCCCCUGUUUUUUUAUUUUUGAAAGAAUCCCCUGCUGAUAGCACUUUUUUCACCAUGUUUGGCCCGCAAAGAGCUGUCAAAGGAUGGGGAUAUGGUGCUGCAUGAGACUGUCUGAUGAUCCAUAGCUGUGUGUUUUUCCUGAGGCAAAACAUAGAUUUGUUGCUUGACUGAGAAAGCAAUAGUUAUUCACAACUAUGGGGGCGUAAUAUUUUCUUUUUUUUGGAUCUAGCCCCUCAAAAGAGACUGCCUACAAUGAAUAUUGAUCUUGUUAAAUGGGUAUUUAACUUGUAAUUUCAUGUUGUUUUGCAUCUAAGACAGAUCUUGUGACUCUACAAAUUUUGUGUGCUUAACUUGGAGCUUGAGAGCAUAGAAAUGAAAAUUAUUCAUGAUU